This is a messenger RNA of Thyridium curvatum, 2997 nucleotides long. RefSeq lists its product as uncharacterized. Bases 1 to 2997 code for a protein of 998 amino acids. Gene Ontology annotation, cellular component: cytosol. Gene Ontology annotation, biological process: glutathione metabolic process. Gene Ontology annotation, molecular function: 5-oxoprolinase (ATP-hydrolyzing) activity. The transcript is spliced from 5 exons. NCBI's taxonomy places the organism in Eukaryota, Fungi, Ascomycota, Sordariomycetes, Thyridiales, Thyridiaceae. The record is from RefSeq and is a predicted model, not a curated record.
AUGUCUCUAUAUCGUAUUGGAGUCGAUGUUGGUGGCACAAACACAGAUGCGGCCAUCCUUGACAUCCGUGCCUUUGACAAUCCCGGCCGGGGAGUCUUGGCGUCUUACAAAGCCUCAACUACCGAGGACAUCACCAGUGGCAUAGAGGCUGCUAUCCGGGCUGUCUUGGGCGAGUCCAAGGUCGACCAAAGUCGAGUUCUGAGUGUCACGAUCGGAACAACCCAUUUCAUCAAUGCUCUGGUCGAAGCCGACGCCAGGAGACUGGACCGGGUAGCCGUAGUGCGCCUUUGCGGCCCGUUUACCAGGCAAAUCCCACCAUUCUCAGACUUCCCUGUGGGACUUCGGAGCAUCCUCGAUGGAGGCGCAUACUACCUGGAUGGGGGUCUUGAGAUCGACGGGCGCGAGAUCGCAGCUCUCGACUCCGCACAGAUUGCCAAGACUGCGAGGCAGAUUGUUGACUCCGGAAUCAAGUCCGUUGCGCUCGUGGGGGUCUUCUCCCCGCUCGACGCCGAGGGUAUCCAUGAAGAGCAGUGCAAAAAGAUGCUGCUUCAGGAAGCUCCUGGGCUUUCAGUCGUCUGCUCUCACGAUAUUGGACCGACCGGUCUUCUCGAGCGCGAGAACGCCACCAUUCUCAAUGCCGCCAUCCUCCGGACUGGCUACCGGGUGAAGAAGGGGUUCGAGAGGGCCAUGGCUCGCCUCCAGCUUUCCUGUCCUUUAUACCUCUCUCAGAACGACGGUACUCUCAUUGAUGCCGACACGGCAGCUGAGUACCCUAUCAAGACCUUCGCUAGUGGUCCCACCAACAGCAUGACUGGUGCUGCCUUCCUGGCUGGACUCGAUCACAACAAGCCCACAUCUCAGGCGGGCGAUACAGAUUCCUCAGAACCCCAGAUUCUAGUCAUUGAUAUUGGAGGCACGACCACUGAUGUCUGCGCUCUCCUGCCUUCCGGAUUCCCUCGUCAGGCUCCUGGCUUCGUUGAGGUGGGAGGUGUGCGGACUGCAUUCUCCAUGCCAGAGGUCGUCUCAAUCGGGCUGGGUGGCGGUAGCAAAGUCACAGUCAAUGGGGACUCCGACGACGAUGUCAAAGUAGGCCCAGCCUCCGUUGGUCACUUCCUCAAGGAGCAGGCCAAGGUUUUUGGAGGGCCGACAUUGACCGCGAGUGAUAUCAUUGUUGCAAUGGGCAAAGGCAAAUUGGGUGAUGCUUCUCUAGUCAAGGACCUCCCCAAAGCGACUGUCGAGGGUGCUCGCAAAGACAUCAAGAAACUUCUUGAAACAGUCAUUGAAAAGAUGAAGGUCUCAGCGGCUCCAGUCCAUGCUCUCCUCGUGGGAGGUGGUGCGUUGCUUGUCACCGACCAGCUCGAGGGCGUCGAAGAGUGCAUCCAGCCGAUCCAUCAAGGCGCUGCCAACGCCGUUGGGGCCGCCAUUGCCAAGGUCUCUGGAACCAUCGACACUGUUGAGAUUCUUGAGGGCAAGGACGAGAAGGUAGUCAUCGAGGCUGCGCGUCAGAAAGCCAUCGACUUGGCUGUGCAAAAAGGAGCUGCUCGCGAGCACGUCCAGAUUGUCGAGGUCAACAAGAUGCCGCUGCAGUAUAUGCACAACGGCGCCAUUCGCAUCCAGAUCCGCGCAGUAGGACCGCUUUCUAUCCCGGAUGAGUUGACACCUCCCUCGUCGCCACCCUUGGUGGCUGCGAAAGAGGACGAGGACGCCGAUGAGGGCGUGAAGGUAUCCGUCCCCAACGCUUUAGAGUCGACGAUCAGGCCGUCGCUUCAUGUGGACCUAGAAGCCUACAGGCCCGAUGUACGAGAGGGUGUCUGGUAUGUGUCUGAGAUUGACCUGGAGAUGAUGUCAACAGGCUGCGGUGUGAUGGGCACUGGAGGCGGCGGCCCGACGCAUCAUGAGUAUCUCAAGGGCCUACAUGCUUUGCGGACUGGAGGAAAGGAUAAGAUGAGAAUCAUCUCUCCUAAAUCACUGAAGGAUGAUGCUAGCGUCUGCUUUGGCUCAUGGUAUGGCAGCCCUUCUGUGAUCAAUGAGCGUGUUAGCAGCGGUUUAGAGAUCCCGACGGGCCUCAAGGCCCUCAUGCGUAUCCUAGGCAAGGAAAAGUUCGAUGGCUUGUACAUUGACGAGAUUGGCGGCGGCAAUGGCAUGAGUGUAUUUCCGACAGCGGUUGACUUCGAUAUGCCCGUUGUUGAUGGUGAUGCGAUGGGAAGGGCAUAUCCGACGAUGUAUCACGCAAUUUUCAGUGUCUACGGUUACUCUUUGACACCAUGUGUGUUGGCCGAUGCUUGUGGUAAUACAAACGUUGUGAUGAACACUGAUACCCCGGUCCGUCUCGAGAGACUCCUUAGAACAGCUGCCAUCGAGCUCGGUCUUGGCUGUGCUGUAUGCGCAAACCCACUGCCAGGCUCCGUCAUCAAAGAGUACGGUAUCUCAAACACCCUCUCAAUGGCAUGGUAUCUGGGACGAGCCGUGCACAUGGCCUCGCGAAGGAAGUCGAGUAUAGUGGAUGCUAUCUUUGACGUAUAUUCUGGGACACUGUUGUUCAGCGGAAAGAUUAUCGAUGUGCGCCGGUACAUCGGUGGCGGCUACACCAUGGGCGCUGUCGUCUUAGCCCCCCUGAGUGAGGAGGAGCGGGAGGGAACAUCUAAUAAGACGAAACAGGCUGCGCCAGCUGACAAGCACAUGGUCAUUCCCUUCCAGAACGAAUAUCUAUAUGCGGCUCUGUGCGAUGUGGAUGCUACGGAGAGCUCUCAGGAGGUGAUCUGCACUGUACCCGACCUGAUCUCCAUCCUGGGCCAGGAUGGAGAGGCCAUCGGAUCUCAGGAUCUACGCUAUGGGCUGAGGGUCAGCGUCAUUGGCUUACCAGCGCACCCUCUGUGGAAGACGGAGAAGGGAAUCAAGGUGGGCGGCCCUGAAGGCUUUGGGCUGAAGAUGCCAGUGGUACCAAUCAAACAGGUUUUCCCUGAGUCGAAGAGUGUCAUUGAGGAGUUUGCGCAAUAG